Molecule: messenger RNA, 1740 nt
Organism: Rhodamnia argentea
Lineage: Eukaryota; Viridiplantae; Streptophyta; Magnoliopsida; Myrtales; Myrtaceae
Exons: 3
Coding region: 96-1652 (518 amino acids)
Source: RefSeq, a predicted model, not a curated record
UUGAUCAGAGACAUUUUCGGAGGAUUGAUAGUAAUCUGAUUGAUGAAUUUGAGUUUGUAAAGAACCAUCCUUUUGCUCAUCAGUCCCGGUCGGCCAUGGGGUACCUGCACUUCGGCCACCGGGAUCAUCCCCUGGUGAUCUGCAGCAAGGCGGCCGACGGACAAGCCCGGUGCGCCGCCUGCGACGACAUGUGCACCGGCCUGACGUAUGGCUGCAAGGGGUGCAGCUUCUACUUACACUACUCGUGCCUCCUCCUUGAAGAAAUCCUCCACCCCGCCCACCCUAGCCACUCCCUCGUCCCCAGACCUGUGUCUGCCGACUUCACCUGCUCCGCCUGCCGCCGAUCCCAGAGCAACGGCUUCUGCUUCCUCUGUCCGGAGACUGGCUGCAGCUUUGCCAUCGAUGUCAAGUGUGCCUUCCCUCUCCCCGCCAUCUACUUCCCCGGUCACGGCCAUCGCCUCCACUUCUUCGGUGAGUUGCCGGAAGAUGUCGACCAUCGUCAGUGCGAGGCUUGUGGCGAACCUUGCAGAUCGGCUGUCCUGGGCUGCUUGGACUUGGGCUGCAAAUUCGGAGUGCAUUUGGUGUGCGAACGCCCCUUGUGCUUGUUCGAGCACGAGGUUUGGCGAACGCUACCAGGGUUCCACUGCCCCAACAGAAAUGGCCUCCAGCUAAAGGCUUCCAUUGAUAAGGUGGACGACCGCCGCCGGCGUCCCUGCCGUUACUGUUCGAAGGAGAUAGGGCCCCAGACUCCGCUUUACCAUUGUGACUUUUGCAAGUUGAUUGCUCAUGUUGAGUGUAUAUUCUCAAGGGUGGAUCGAGGCGAGGACCUGCAGAUGAUUCACCCGGAAACGAAGCAAGAUGGCAGAAAAGAAGGAAACUCAGAAUCCAAAGAGGCGGCGAUGCAGCAUGGCGAGACCUUCCGACGAAUGGUCGAUUCUCUGAACAAAAAAGAGGAGGCAGAGCUGGAGGACGUGUACAGGAGGCGGGUGGUGGAAAUCAUAAAGGUGCUAGCCUGGCGAAAGAAUGCCAGGGGUAGCUCCGACGGAGUCCCGAAAUCGCCGUUCCUGGACGAGGCGUUCUCAGAGUUCAGGAAGAGGCUUCCCCACGACAUCCGGCGGAUGACUUCUCUCGCGGUGGCAUCCGAAGACGAAAUGGUCAGGCCGGUGGCCGAGUACAAGAUGACCUGGAAAUUGGCUCCAGUCCUGAAAAAACUGUUUACGAUCCAUGGAGACCUCAGCGAGGAAUCCAAUUUAAGCCGGAAGCCAAAGAACCUGGUCUUCGUAAUGCUGUGCGGUACCAUCUACAGCAUGGAUAGCACCAAGGUCGCCGAAGUCACCGAAGAGUUGCUGUACAACUGGUGGAAGUACCUGAUGUUCGUGCACCUCUCGAGGUUCAAAAUUGAGUUUGCGAUCGACCGGCUGAAACUUGUAAUGCGCGCUCACUACAAUCUCCGGCACGAUAACAACGCCAUCUUGAGAAUGGCCAUAGAGAUCAGGGAGCUCUCCCAAGAGAUCCAGGAAUCCAAGAGCAAAUUAGAUAGAUUGAGGGACGAACACGAAUCGAUGUUGGAGGACGAGCACGGUUCGACGUUGAACGUGACGGAAGACUUGGUAGAAGCAUGUUCGAAGAACGCGAGAGCUUGGAAGUACUGAAACGUAGAGCCAUCGCUAACCGGAGGAGAGGAGUUAAAAACUUGUGUGUGCUAGAGUUUGAUCUAUAGCUAUAUGUGAGUGUUUGUAG